AUUCGGGAGGAAAGGGGAUUGUUUAUUUGACAUUUUUAGGGGGAUUAAUUGAUUGCGGCCGUGAUUUUUGGUUCUAUAUAUUAUCCAUAAGAAAAUAAGUUUAUUAUUUCGUAUUCAUAGCGAUGAUUUAACGCCGUGUCGGCAAAUAUAACUAAGUUAUCGCUAGAAUCUGGCAACGAUUUCGAUGUCAGCCUGCGAGCGUGAUAGACUCGGUAGCGAGGCAGUUGACAUAAGGGGUACAGUUGGUUUUGGUCCUGGAGUGAAUAUUUCGCGCUGGAAUAACGAUGGGUCUCCUUUCCCUGCUGAGGAAGCUGAAAUCGGCGCCCGACCAGGAGCUGAGGAUCCUCCUCCUAGGCCUAGACAACGCGGGGAAGACGACGCUCCUGAAGAAGCUGGCUUCGGAGGACAUCACCCAGACGACGCCGACGCAGGGAUUCAAUAUCAAGUCCGUCCAGUCUGACGGGUUCAAGCUGAACGUCUGGGACAUCGGCGGGCAGAGGAAGAUUCGGCCAUAUUGGAGGAACUACUUCGAGAACACGGAUGUCCUGAUCUAUGUGAUUGACAGCGGAGACCGGAAACGCUUCGAAGAAACUGGCCAGGAACUGGGAGAGAUCUUGAGCGAGGAAAAAUUGGCAGGCGUUCCUGUUCUGAUAUUUGCCAACAAGCAGGACCUUUUCAAUGCAGCGCCGGCCUCGGAGAUAGCAGAGGGUCUGCAAUUGCACACCAUUCGCGACAGAACAUGGCAGAUACAGGCUUGCUCUGCAACUUCUGGUGAAGGCGUGAAGGAUGGCUUAGACUGGGUCUGCAAAAAUCUCAAGAAGAAUUGAGGUAGUCUUGCCACCAUAGGCCUAUAACAAGAAAUGCAAUCCGUCCCAGGAGCUGCCGAUGACGUCACGCAACACAGGGUCUGAAAAAAAAUUAUAUAUAUAAUUGUUCUUCGGGUUUUACAUAUCAAAUGAUUCUCUGUAUACACAGUUGUCUGACAUAUUUUGGGGAGUGAUUUUUUAUUUGUCAAAUUUUCUUGCCGUCUUCGUGAUGUAUGGUUACCAGAAGGAGUUGCAGGGUGUCCAUAAAGCCCCAGUACCAUUACUAGUAUUUAUAGCUUGUAAUGGUACUGGGAAUUUAUGGACACCCUCUAUGUAUAGAUCGUCUUGAAACAGAGGCCUUGUCAAACAAAAUGUCUGCAGGUUUACUUAUAAGGCACAUUUCCACAAAAAAAAUGUCAUUUCAAUCAUAUGUCCCGUUUUGAAAUGUCCGUCCUCGAUAUACAUAUCACUUUAAAAUAUCCUUCUUCUCAAAUUAUUAAGCUGAAGUAUUUAAAUAAUCGUCCAAUCGUCAGCCUUGGCCUGAACGAGAGCAUGUGUCCUCAAUAGGUCUAAUUUUAUGGGCAAAUUCUCGCUUUAUAAAGCACUACUAUGGUAGCCACUUCGCGAAGACGGCAUCUACGUACUGUACAUAUCAUUGAAGAACUGUAUAUGUGUCCAUUUUCCCACAUCUUGUAAGAAAAAAAGUAUUUGUAAAUCACUGCGUUAUUACAUAUUUCGUUGUAGUAAAAAAGAAAAAAAAGGGUGGGGGGAAUCAUGGGCGCACAGCUUUCAAAAUGACGCAACAAAAGACAAACAAAGCAGAAUGGUGAAUCUUACUGGUAUUUAUGUCACCCACAGUUUUCAGUGAGUCAGAAAAUGCACCUU
Messenger RNA from Macrobrachium nipponense, 1691 nucleotides. RefSeq names its product ADP-ribosylation factor-like protein 3. Gene Ontology annotation, molecular function: GTPase activity; GTP binding. The record is from RefSeq and is a predicted model, not a curated record. Gene Ontology annotation, cellular component: cytoplasm; microtubule cytoskeleton. Lineage: Eukaryota; Metazoa; Arthropoda; Malacostraca; Decapoda; Palaemonidae. The coding region runs from base 285 to 827 and encodes 180 amino acids. Gene Ontology annotation, biological process: cilium assembly. The transcript has 5 exons.